Messenger RNA from Gavia stellata (red-throated loon), 859 nucleotides. It is a transcript of the gene RDH8, whose product is annotated as retinol dehydrogenase 8. The record is from RefSeq and is a predicted model, not a curated record. Lineage: Eukaryota; Metazoa; Chordata; Aves; Gaviiformes; Gaviidae. Gene Ontology annotation, molecular function: oxidoreductase activity.
UCAUCGCCACCAUGCGGGACCUGCGGAAGAAGGAGAAAUUGGAGGAGGCGGCGGGAUCGGCGCUGGGAAAGACGUUGAGCAUCCAACGCCUGGACGUCUGCAGCGACAGCUCGGUGGCCGAGUGCAUGGGGAGCAUCCCCGGGGGACGGGUGGACGUGCUGGUGAAUAACGCCGGCGUGGGGCACGUCGGUCCCGUGGAGAGUAUCAGCAUGGAGGAGAUGAAGCGCGUCUUUGAGACCAAUUUCUUCGGGGCCGUGAGGAUGAUCAAGGCCGUCCUCCCCGACAUGAAGCGGCGGCAGAGCGGUCACAUCGUGGUCAUCAGCAGCGUCAUGGGGCUGCAGGGGAUCGUCUUCAACGAUGUCUAUGCCGCCUCCAAGUUCGCUGUGGAGGGAUUCUGCGAGAGCUUGGCCGUGCAGCUGCUGCAGUUCAACGUCUUCGUCUCCAUGGUGGAACCGGGUCCCGUCAACACGGAUUUCGAGCUGAAGCUGAUGGAGGAGGUUUCACGCUCCGAGUUUCCCGGCACCGAUCCGGCUACCGUGCGGUACUUCAAGGAGGUGUACCUGCCGGCUUCCCACGAGAUCUUCACCACGCUGGGGCAAAGCCCCGCCGCCGUGGCUGAGGCCAUCGUGAACGUGAUCGGAGCCAGGCGUCCGGCUUUCCGCACGCAAACCAACCGCCUCUACACGCCGUUGGUGGCCCUCAAGUACGCGGAUCCCUCGGGAGACCUGUCCGUGGGACCCUACUACCGCCUGCUCUUCAACUACGGCACCCUCUUCCACCUCAGCAUGGGCGCCCUGCGGUGCCUCACCUGCGGCUGCUUCCGACGCAGGGUCACCCCGCUCUGAGCGGGGCACCCCAA